Messenger RNA from Acanthochromis polyacanthus (spiny chromis), 7014 nucleotides. RefSeq names its product proline rich 14 (gene prr14). The coding region runs from base 193 to 4179 and encodes 1328 amino acids. Lineage: Eukaryota; Metazoa; Chordata; Actinopteri; Pomacentridae. The transcript has 11 exons. The record is from RefSeq and is a predicted model, not a curated record.
CGUCUGGCUUUUGGAUUUGUAAAAACGGAUCCAUCUGCGAGUCCGCUGUAGGGCGCCGUCCGGCAUGUCUUGUUUACGGCGAGGUAGGAAUACCAUCCUGCGGUCCAGCUAAGCGUUUUCAGAAUCCACUUCCAUCCCAGAAAUUAGCAGAAGAAGGCCAGACAAGGAGAAACAGAGAGAGAGAGCAAGGGGAUGUUGACUUAUCCCUCUGACUCGCUCCCUAAGAUAGUUUGUCCAAUGGAUGAAGAUGCUAUUCCCCCAAACCCUUUCUGUAGUGCACCUCCCCACAGUGAACCUCCACCACCCGUCCUCCCCCUUUCCUCCAUCACUCCCAGCUGUGCCCGUGAUGGAUCAUCUGGACACAGACGAAGCGGUCGCAUUCAAGCUGUCAGAGCUCAGACUCCUAACAAGCACAAUAACGCAGACACCCGAGCAGCUCAGAAACCGUCCAGGCAGAAUCCGUCUCCCUCGAAGAGAGAAAGGCAGCUUGGAAAUAUGGUGCAAGUGUCUCAGUCGAAGCAGCCAAGAGUUGAAAGAGCACAUGCGCAUGAGAAACAAAACGAGGAUGGAUUGGAUCUUAGUUUUACAGCAGAGCGCCAAAAUAAGCAAAGGAACCAGAAAAGCGCAUGGAAAAAAACAGAUGUGUUUCCUGGAGAAAGUGAAGUUGAGCAGUUGACUAAAAACGCUGCCAAGAAUGUCGACGCUGCUAAGUCUGACAUAAAUGCUUGCAGGGAAUUGGCUGCUGCAGACACUGUUGAAAAUGCGUCGGUACCAAAGGGAUGGGUGAUCGGCCCGUUGUUUCAGUCGUUCAAAUCGAAGAUGGCUAGUUUCACAGAGAUAGUUAUGAGCCCCGUUAAACUUUUCAGAGCCAACAGUCCUCCGCCGUCCAUGGACCAUCCAGACAAACUCAAUCAGUAUGAGCUAGAAGCCGCUGAGACAACGAAUGCUGAACACUCAGAGCCAAGCGAUAUGUUUCAUUCGGGACAAAAUGACUACAGGAAUCAGGACACUGAAACUACUCCGCAGAGGCUCAGCGAUGUAGAAACUGCACAUAAUACAGAAACAUUUGCGCUCAAAUAUUCUAAAAAAUUAGAUUUUGAUAUGGAGUUGUCAACACACAGUUCUGAACAGGCUGCUGAAUUUGCAAUAAAUCAGACAGAUAAAAUCUCACCUGAUUUAGUGCCUUUUACCCACACUCCUUUACCCUGCAUUGUUUCUGAACCAGUUUCAGAAUCUGUUGGGUUUAUUAGAUCGUCUAUCUCGUUACGGUCCACUGCCAAUGUAAGUGCCUCAAAUGAAUCCAAGUUGAAUACGUCCAGUGUUGUGGAGGACCAGAAGGGCAAGGUGGCAUCCCGGCUGAAAACACCAAUCAAAAGAUGUACAGGGAAUAGGACUGAGUUCAAGAAAGUUGACUCGAAGACUCUUAUGUCUGAAGACAUAAAGGAGGAGUGUGACUUAGAGGUCAAUGACGGGCAGCUUUCUCACCAGUAUUCUGUUAAAUCAAACAACGGCGACUCAGACAAAAUGCUGUCUUUGUCUUCUUCAGUUUAUCACACUCAGCCCGACUCGGACAGUCUUCAGCCUGAUGGCGGUGAUUGUGAUGUUGGAAUCGUGGACAGUUGCAGCUUGACUCGACAAAACCUCCAUCAUAACCUGAGUGACGGUGCUACUAAACAGACACUGGAGCCUAGUAUGGACACACUGCAGUCCGAGUAUCAGCUAGUCCCUGAAACAUGCUCUGGGAGAGCAAAGAGGGCGAUAAGACCAAACUGUAAUUUCCGAGAUUCUGUAAAAAGGAAAAGACUAAUAGCGGAUCCAGAGGAUACCAAAAAAGAGUUGUUAAACGUAACUUCAGAUACUGUCAAAAGGAGAGAGCUAAGACCACCAAGACAGGAGGUUGUGUUGUUAAAUACCAGUACAGAUGGGAAAGAAACACUGAAAGCUGCUAGAAAAAGACAGGCCACUUCAGCAAGAGCAAAUAGGAAAGGAAAAGGGGGUGAAGAAAUGCUUUCUACGAUAAAUGAAACCGUUUUACACAUGCAGACUGAAAGUUCCCCUGAUGCUAUGUUGAUUAGCUCACUGGAUAGAAGCUGUGGUGUGUUGGAGGACCAUCAGAAGGGCUGCAGCAGCAAAGCCAAGCCAAGCAGUUCCUGCAAAAGACAGAAGACUAGAACAGUUCUUAGUAAAGCUGAUGUGAACAUUGAUAACGGUAUGGAUCUGGAAACAACUGUGGCAAUCACUUCUACUAAACAAGCUGAGGAGGAGCCCUUAUCUGAAGUUCUUGUCCGUCCUGAUAUAAAGCAGCUACAGAACAAGUGCCGGAAUACGAACAAAAAGCCACUAAAACGGAAAUCGCCAAUCCAAGCGAGUUCCACGACUGAACCAGGCAGCACUUUGGUUUCUGACACAGUAAAAGUAUUAUUGGAGCCAUUAGAACUCAUGCGUGAAAAUCUGAAUACCUCUCAGCGUGUUCAGAAAGAAGAAAACUCGGCUAGAGGGCAGAGCCAGUCAUCCAAGAGACCCAAGAAGGGUCCUAGAGAUUCUGCUCAAUCAGCUAGUGGGACUCAAGAGACAAAGCAAUGUAUCAGCAACCCUCGAUUGUUAACCAAAGAUUGUCAGAGUAAAGAAAGCAAAUAUAAAUUCUCAACACACUCUGUGUAUUUUGAAAUGACACCCUUUGAAAAUAUUCCAAAAUCUCUUCCUUCAUCCUCCAAACUUGUUCAAGACUGUUCUGUACAGUUACACAACAAAUUUAAGCAUUUAACAGACGGGAAAGAAAAGUGUGGUGCCGAUGAAAUAUUUCUCACAGACUCUGAAGUUAGUAACAAUAGCACCAUCAGUCUCUCUCGACUAAGGUCCAGUACAAGAAGAGUUAACGUUAAGCCAAGGAGAGCAGACAACCAAAGGAGGAAAUGUAGGGCUUUGCAUAGUAGGAUGCAAAAAGGAGAAGAGAUGACAAAAUCUGUCACUAUGGAGGAUGCAGAGCUGGCUACAUCAGGUAGACGCUCGUUAGGAAAUGGGUCCUUGACGCGUCUCUUGCGCAGCUACUCUUGUCCAGAGAUCCCCUCCCUCUGUCACCAGGACACGUCCUGGACCUCCUCUGUGCUUUCACCACAUCACAGCAGGACUCACAUUUCCCACCACCACCAAUCCUCCCACAGUUCCUUUGUCUCUCACAAAUCCCAGCGGCGGGCUCGUCGACACACAGUCUGCAGUGUAGAGAUCGAGAGGGAGAUCGCUCCUCUGUGUCUUAGGAAGGAGGUGUAUCCGUCCAGAAGAUUGGCCUCGUACGACGCCCUCACACAGCACCUGUCUCCCAGUCUUGCACUUUCCCCCAGCUCAUCCCUUACAGCUCUAGCUUCCUGCUUCCUCUCAAGCCCCCUGGCUUUCCUUUCCAAGAAGUUUGACAGUAGGGGAGCUACUACCAGCAGCCCCAGCACUUCCACUCAUGUUUGCUCUCCCUCCUCCUCCUCUUUGCUGUCCCUGCUGAGCUCCUCCUCGUGGCAUCUUCAAGGAUUUCACACAAGAAAUGAUUCCUCUAGUGCUACUUUGGAUUCUAACAGCAGUGAAAACCAACUAGAGUGUGAGACUGAGAGGAGACAACAGAGCGAGGAGGAGGAUGACGGUGAAGACACAAGCUCUUCCAGUCAGGAGUUUGAAGACAUUGGGCUGAGAGAGGAGAAGGCCCUGUCUGACUCCGAAAUCAAGGUGGUGAAAAAGCACGAGGAGCGAGGAAAGGUUUCGUCGAUCAGAAUUCGUAAAACUUUACCCAAACCUCAGACCAACCUGACACCCAUGGGUCUGCCUAAACCCAUCAGGCUGAAAAAGAAGGAGUUUAGUUUGGAAGAAAUUUACACCAAUAAAAACUUCAACAAACCCCCUGAAAGCCGCCUGGAAACCAUAUUUGAGGUGCCUCUCAAUCGCAAGAACGGCUCUGAGUCCUGGUUCGGCCAAAGGCGCGUCAAGCGAUUUCUGGAGUUCCUGGAGGUCGGCGAGGCCAGAAAACCAAAGAAGCCUCUACUCGGAGUCGGAAAAGCAGGAAUUUCCUCCUCCAGGACAAGACGAGGAGGCUUCCCUAAAGACCAACCGUCCCUCAGCGUGCAAGAUAUGGACUCUCUGCUCUGCACGAAGCUCGAUCAGCUCAAUUUGUGGCUGACGCACGAUCAGAACGACAGUUGACAGGUGCCUCUUAAAUGUCGACUGUUUGGCAGCCUUUAAAAACAAUUUGAUGAAGAUUCACAUGUGAGUCUUCCAGCUUUUUCUAGUUUUUUCAUCAGCACAAUCAGUGUAUAAAUGUUGUGGUGACAAGUUCUAAUUGAAGAAUUUUCAUUCUGUAGCAUCUGUAGCCUGCAAGUUGAAGGACAGAACAUCAUAGCAUCAUAAAUGUAUCGCCUCAUAGAAGCUGGUUAUGAACAUAGUGGUCAAAUGCAUUAUACAUGUAUACAGUAAGAUACUUUUUCAUUUAUAUACAACCUCUGCCGUCCGUUUGUCCCCUCAGCCACUUCCCCUUUUCAAAAAGAGAAACAAAAGUUGAUAUACUUGUAUACUACUGCGCUAUUUCAGUAUUUUAAAUGUCAGACCAGUUUCAACAACUCUGCACAACCUCAAGAGAAAAUUCUGCUUCAGUAAAUUUUUUUCCCUAAAUGAGGAUACAGAUUGUAUGUGAUUUGUGUUGCGCUCUGUUUAGAAAGAACACAGAGCAUCGUGCUACUAGUAGUGACCUCGCAGCAUCGUCGUGAGUCGUUAAUAGAGGCAGCUAUUUUUAUUAAAUGCUGAAUAGAACUUUUAAACAUGCCAGCAACAGAUCUGUAUUUACUGCAACCAAUUUCACAAAGUUUUUUGUCCAUGAAAUUUAUGUACAAUCAAGUGCAUCUGUUAGUGUCUAGGACUGCCUAAAUCCUUUUACUCAGCUCAGGGCAGAGCCUUUUCAGUUCAUCACUUCUUUGUGUUUGUGUUUCGAAAAUAUAGCAUGAAAACAAUAAGGCACUCCAGGGAGCAUUUCUAAUCAUUAAUGGAAGCGUCCACUGCUGGCUUCUUUUUUAACCCUGUAGUUCUCUGAUUGUUUUGUAGGGUGACUUCUUGGUGAACUACUUAUCGAUGUAUUUUUUUUUGGGGGGAAAGGGCGUAUUUUUGCCAAACAUUGAGGUUGCCUUAACUGUAAAAUUUGUUGGCACAUUUGUAAUCGUUGCUGUUUUCUUUUUUUAUAAGGGCAUGUCAAAAUGCUUCAAAGCAACUCAGAGCACAAAGUUGUUGUUUUUUUUUGUCAUUUUAUUAUAAAAUUGUCUGUUUAUAUGUUUGUAUAAAAGUACAACAUACAGAUACAUUUGACAAUAAUAAAGCUAAUACAGUAACAAUGCAAUAAUGCCAAGUUAAUGUUGGCGCAACAAGAGCAGCUUCUUGUAACGUCCUGGUGAAACACUGCCACCAUCACUGCCAUACCAUUUUAGCUCCAGCACAGACCCAAUCCUUGAUAAAUACAUGUAUGUUGUUACAAUAGAGAUCUACAGAUUGACUAAUUUAUUAACUUUUGUAGUAUCUGCAAGUACAUACAAUAACUAAGAAUGACAGUAUGUUAAACUGUAAGAAAUAUUGAGGAUUGGGUUAUUACUGGAGGAUGACAGGCCUGAUCUUUAAUAUAUAAUGUAUAUGUGUCAUGUAGUGUCAUGUUUAAAAUGAUAGGCAAUGCUGGAUUUUAUAUGUUCAUUUAAAUUUGGUAAUGUCCAUAUGUUCAUAUAUUGUCGAAUAAAUAUUACAGCAUAUAAAAAAAGUGUAAAAAUUCCCAGAAUUUUAAUACCUUCUAGGGGGAUUGUUCCUUGCAUAAAAGAUUCUAAACAUAAAUUGGGACGGCAGUCUAUCAGCACAAGAAAGACUACUGCAGUCUUUUUUUUAUGUCCAUGUAACUUCCAGUUUCUUGAUAAGCAGCUUUGUACCGUCAACUGUCUGUCUCCGUUAACAUCCCAAAUCAGAGGAGUCACUCCGCUGGUUAUUUUCUGCAGACGCUGAUCAGUCUAGCAAAGUGAGAAGAUAUGAGAUCAGUCCCAUUAACAAGGGAAAUGACGCCACAAUCAGGACCCAAAUCACGAUGGAGAUGAUGCUGAAUUUUUUCGCCCGUUGUGAAAGAUUCUGAGCUGCUUCUAGAUCCUCCGACAUCUCGGCCUGUUGCAGUAAAGACAGGACACUAUUUAGAAUGAAGGGUAAAAACAGUGUAAAAAAAAUCUACACUUUAUUUGAGGCUUCUGUUUAACAUUUAGAGCUCCUUAGAAGGGUAACAAAGUGAGUACACUCCUUGUGCAAAAUCACAUGAAUGUCAAAUUAUUUCAAAUUGCAUUAUUUCAAUGUCGACAAGAAGAAUAUUUCCUAAUAUGAGUAAUGCAAAACAAAUGCCCCAAAGUAGAAACUCAGUGCAAUAAAACAAAUACAGUUGUGAUCACUGAAACAAACUAAAUUGCAAAAACAACCUGUAAAGACUAGUAUUUUCUAAGUGUGAGACUGUCUGAAUAAAAAUCCAUUUCAACAAGUAUCAGGAUAUAUUAAACCCAUCAUAGUAACACUAAUCAGAGCUGCAGCAGUUGUCUUAAAAUGAUGCCACUUUAACAAUCUUUCUCUGAAAAACUGAUGGCUUGAGAUUUGGCACCGGAGUUAUCGGUGGAAAUCAGAGUUUCUGUGGCAGCUCAGACAGUGUGAAGGACAUUCCAUAACAUCAACCUCUAUGAAUGGCGUCCAAGAAAAAGAAAACGAAGCCCUGAUGAAUGUUGGGAGCACAUUCUUCAGUCCGAUGAGAUCAUGAUAAACUUAUUUGACUCGGACUGUUUGGCGUGCACGUUUCCAGGACUGUCGCAGUGAAUGCACGGUCCUGACAAUGAAGCAGAGAGGUGGGAGCGUGACGAUGUGGAGCUGCAUCAGACCAGAAGGUGUUGGGGAGAUGAUAUUUAUAUAUGUAAAAACUUAAGACAUACAGCUGUGUGUUUUUACAGUGAACUGCCGAAUUCAAUAAAAUAAACUAAUUUGCCUGGA